AUGCAUCAUGAGAUUUUCACCAUAGGGGGCAAUUCGUUUGGAGAGCCCUGUCAGUUCCCUUUCAAGUUUCUGGAGAAGUGGUACGCUGAGUGCACGAAGGACGGUCGAUCAGACGGACACCUGUGGUGCGCCACAGAGAGGGAUUACGAUAAAGUGAAGAAGUGGGGCUUCUGUCCCACCCAAACAUCCUCAGGUUGGGACACAGACCCAGUCACUGGGGUUCAGUAUCAGAGGAACGCACAGUCAGUGUUGACCUGGCAUCAGGCGAGGAAGAGCUGCCAGCAGCAGGGAGCCGACCUCCUCAGCAUCGUCGAGCUGCACGAGCAGUCGUACAUCUCAGGGUUGACAAAUGCUUUUGGGACAUCUAUGUGGAUUGGACUGAACUCCUUGGAUUUUACAAGCGGGUGGCAGUGGAGUAAUGGAAACCCAUUUAGAUAUUUAAACUGGGCCCCAGGUCAUCCGUCAUCAGAGCCUGGACUUACCUGUGCAACCCUCAAUGCUGGAAAAGCCUCAAAGUGGGAGAGCAGCGCCUGCGCCAAGAAACUCGGUUACAUUUGUCGCAAAGGAAACUCCACCAGUCUGCUUCCUCCACCGAGCAAAGAUCAGCCCAGCUUCUGCCCCAGUCACUGGGUUCCUUACGCAGGUAACUGUUACUACCUGGACAGGAGUAAGAAGAUGUGGAGGGACGCUCUGGCUGCGUGUCACAAAGAGGGAGGAGACUUGGCCAGCAUUCACAACAUAGAGGAGCAGAGCUUCGUCAUAUCUCAAUCUGGAUACUUGCCGACAGAUGUGCUCUGGAUUGGCUUGAACGAUCAGAAGAACCAGAUGUUGUUCGAAUGGUCCGAUCACUCCCACGUUACCUUCACCAAGUGGCAAACAGAUGAACCCUCUCACGCCACCAACCUCCAGGAAGACUGUGUUCUCAUCAGCGGAAAGGAGGGGAGUUGGGCAGAUCACAUGUGUGAAAAGACGUUCGGGUACAUCUGUAAGAAGAGGGCCUCCACGAAACCACCUGAGGGCGCCCAAGAGGAGGCCAACCCUGGGUGCAAGCUAGGCUCCAUCAGGUUUGGCUCCUACUGCUACAACAUCGGAGCAGAGACGAAAACUUUUGAUGAUGCAAAGCAGACGUGCUCCGAGUCCGGCGCACAUCUGGUGGAUGUGGGUGACAGAUAUGAGAGUGCCUUCCUGGUCAGUUUGGUGGGUUUAAGACCGGAGAAGUAUUUCUGGAUGGGUUUGUCCAACACAAAAGAAAUAAGCACUUUCCAAUGGACGACCAGCAGAAAGGUCACGUUCACUCAUUUCAACGUGGGAAUGCCAGACAGAAAACAAGGAUGCGUUGCCAUGACAACUGGAGUUUUCGCCGGAUUAUGGGAUGUUGUCAGCUGCAGCAACAAGGAGAAAUACAUCUGCAAAAAACCAGCAGAUGGUGUGACAGUGACGACGGUUCCGCCCACCACCCCGGCCCAGAGCUGUGCCUCUGGUUGGAUCCCUACCGCCACAGGGAACUUCUGCUUCCAGAUUUUCAGAAGACAAAGGAAUCUUAGGAAAACGUGGUUUGAAGCACGGGACUUCUGCAGGGCCAUUGGUGGGGACCUGAUGAGCAUCCACGACGAGGACGACCUAAGAGAUGCAUCGUAUCACUUCUCUGAACCAGCUUGGAUUGGUUUCAGCUCCCUGGAUACCAGUCAAGGUUUCGUGUGGAGUGAUGGGUCUCCUAACAACUUUGAGAGCUGGAGCUAUGGAGAGCCAAACAACUACAACGACAAUGAACAUUGUGCAGAAGUCCAGUCUUACUACGGACACAGCUGGAAUGAUCGGCACUGUGACUUCGACAAUGACUGGAUCUGCAAGAUACGCAAAGGUGUGACUCCCAACCCGGAGCCUGUCAAUGCUCCAAUAGUAUACAACACCACAGAAGAUGGCUGGCUCAUAUACAACGAUACAACGCAGUAUUUCAUCAACCCUGACCUCCUGUCCAUGGAAGCUGCUCGAGCCUUCUGCAAAAAAAACUUUGGCGAACUUGCCGUGAUCACAGGGGAGACUGAGAGGAAGUUCCUCUGGAAACUGAUAUUGAAAGGAUUAGAUGGACAGUACUACAUUGGCAUGGUGGUGAAUUUGGAUCAGUCUUUCAGCUGGCUGGACGGCACCCCUGUAACUUACACUGCAUGGGAACACAAUGAGCCCAACUUUGCCAACAACGAUGAAAACUGUGUGACUAUAUACAAAGGCAUGGGCUACUGGAACGAUAUCAACUGUGGUAUUGAGCUUCCCUCUCUCUGCAAAAGAAGCAGCAAUUUUGUAAAUACAACAAUGGCUCCCACCAUGGUUCCUAAAGGAGGAUGUGCACCAGAGUGGCUUUCUUUUAGAGGAAAGUGCUACAAAAUUGUUACGAGUGAUGACAAUAAGAACUGGCAGGACGCCAGGACCUACUGCACAAACCAGGGAGGAAAUCUGGUUUCUAUCGUCAAUGACAAAGAGCAAGCUUUCCUAACGACACAGAUGCUGAGAUACAAUGAAGACUUUUGGAUCGGCAUGAAUGAUGUGAACUGGGAGAUGCACUUUGUGUGGACAGACGGUAAAGGCAUUUCUUACACCAACUGGGCCAAAGGACACCCGACCUCUGCGCCGGACGGACGAUUCUCAUUUGAGAAGUAUGACUGUGUGAUCAUGGUGCGCAGCGUCUCGAAACUCACAGGAAAGUGGAAAGUGGAAGACUGUGAGGCAAAAAAAGGCUUCAUCUGCAAAAGAAACAUCGAUUCUCAGAUCGUCGUUCCACCCACCACUGUGUCACCGAAGGUGUUCUACAAGCUCGGCAAUGAUUCUUACAAACUGGUGAUGCAGAAGAUGAGAUGGGACGAGGCGAGGAGGCAGUGCCAAGCAGACGAUGCAGAUCUGGCCAGUAUCCUGGAUCCUGUAACUGAGGCUUACAUCACAUUGCAGAUUUCCAAGCACAAUGAACCCGUGUGGAUUGGCCUCAACAACAAUGUGACUGGUGGUCGGUUCAAGUGGGUCGAUAACUGGUUACUGUCUUACACCAAAUGGGGAAGUGAUGAGCCUAAAAACAAUUACGGCUGUGUGUAUAUGGAUGUGGACAGAACGUGGAAGACUGCAUCCUGCACUAACACAUACUACUCCAUCUGCAAGAGGUCACCAGACAUCGCUCCCACUGAGCCGCCGCAGCUUCCUGGCAGCUGUCCGGAAUCGAAGAACCAGAUAUCCUGGAUUCCUUUCAGAGGCCACUGUUACUCCUUCCGCAGCGCAUUGGUGGCCAACUGGGCCCAUGCCUCCGUCGAAUGCCUGAAAAUGGGUGCAUCUCUGGCGAGUAUUCAGGACCCUCAGGAGGGUCGGUUCAUACAACAGAACCUGGAACUCCUGCAGGACGGUGCCAAAACCUUCUGGAUCGGCCUCUUCAAGACCCAUGAAGGUGAGUGGAUGUGGAUUGAUAACAGUGUUUUGGACUAUACCAACUGGAAUCCGGGGAUGCCAAAGUCCGACUCGUGUGUGGACAUCAAUUCUGACACUGGACUGUGGAGUUCGAACAGCUGCAGCAGAUAUAGGUCUUACAUUUGCAAAACAACAAAAAUUAUUACACCAACAGAAAAGCCUCCAUCCGUUGCACACGUCAUAAAAGAAAAUUCUCAUGGGUCGGCUGGCAUCACUGUGGCCGUAGUGCUGGUUGUAAUUGCUGGAAUUGGACUUGGUGCAUUCCUCCUCUUCCGUAAACAGAUACCCACACCUGUAUUUGGAGAAAACACCUUCGACAACAAGUUAUAUUUCAACAAUCCGAUCCGAGCCCUUGUCGACACCAAGGGUCUGGUGGCCAACAUCGAGCAAAAUGAACAAGCAUAGAAAGACGUGGUGAGAUCUUCCACCAAGAUCUUUCAGAUCACUUGGACUGGAUCAGAAAUAAUGAUUUUCAGGACCAUUACACAUUAACUCUUGCCAAAAAUGGCACUGCACUAAGCCAAUUACAGACAAGAUAAAAAUUAACAUGAUUAUAUGAUUUGUCAAAUGUGUACAGAUUUUUUUUACGUUUACCAAUCAACAUAACAAAAAACAUUUGUGGAUUAAAUAAGAAAGUAAGAAUUUUAAGAUGUGUUUUUAUUUUUUACUUCAAUCUUGCUUAACUGAGUUGCUUGAUAUCAUUAUGUGUUCAUCAAACUAUUUCUGGCUCUCAACAGUGUAAAUAGAUGUUCAAUAAAAACAAUUAAAAACACAAAA
This is a messenger RNA of Paralichthys olivaceus (Japanese flounder), 4221 nucleotides long. The record is from RefSeq and is a predicted model, not a curated record. NCBI's taxonomy places the organism in Eukaryota, Metazoa, Chordata, Actinopteri, Pleuronectiformes, Paralichthyidae.